Schistosoma haematobium is the source of this 6789-nucleotide messenger RNA. RefSeq lists its product as uncharacterized. Gene Ontology annotation, biological process: signal transduction; peptidyl-serine phosphorylation. Gene Ontology annotation, molecular function: ATP binding; protein serine/threonine kinase activity. NCBI's taxonomy places the organism in Eukaryota, Metazoa, Platyhelminthes, Trematoda, Strigeidida, Schistosomatidae. Gene Ontology annotation, cellular component: nucleus; cytoplasm. The transcript has 5 exons. The record is from RefSeq and is a predicted model, not a curated record. Bases 1121 to 5797 code for a protein of 1558 amino acids.
AUUCAUCAAUCCUACAACUGAAUACAUAUUUUGGUUUAUCGAUAAUGGUUUAACCAUUAAUUAUCUGUUUUUAAAGACAUUGCAUUCUAUAGGCCAAACGGUUUGACUGGGGAAGUUCAAUCUUUGUUCUAGACUGUAUCGUCACUGUCUAAUUAAAGUAAAAGACAGCUUUAUUAAUUCGUUGCACAUGUGCUAAUUCAGUCAGCCCUGGUGACCUUAUUUCCAACCAGCUUCUUUCAUUGAUCAUAUGAUAAUUAUUUGUUUUUGAAUUCACAAGAACUACUUUCCUCGGUUAACCUUUGAUCGUCUGAUACUGAGUUACGUAAACAAUUAAAAACAUAAUUUCUUUUGGAAGGUGAAUGAAAUCUUGGUUGGACAAGCUCUAAAAAUUCUUAAAAAUUUCUAUAACUAUGACAUUCAGAUAAAUCUCUAAUCAAGACACAUUACGACACAUCCAAGUUAUUCACUCAUACAGAUAAGAUUGAGAAUUUAUAUAGUCGGAAGUUAACCUAACAAAACAGUUACCAUGAAUUCCAUCACAGAUUAUGAUUGUAAAACCAGCGAGAACAGACCGUUACAGACAAACCUAUGAGAAUAAAUUGGUUUAAAACUUGUACAAUUAUUGUACAUAGCUCUUUUUUAAAUGUAGCCGGAGAUAAUGAUGAUAGUCAAAGUACUGAUAAAAGCCUCUUGAUCAAACAAUCAAGUUCAGAGAAUAAAACUCUAUUAAAAGGAUUCAAGUGAGCUAACAAUCGUCUCGAUCAUUUUUACAGAGUCUUCUGAGAUGACAGUUACUUACUUGUAAGACUUCUACUUAUUUUAUAAGUCAGAUUCACUUCAUAAACAUAAACAUAAUGAUAAGAUUGUUCUUAUCAUAAACUACCAUUGAGGAAAGAAACAUUCGAUUCUCACCAUGUUACAAAAAUUAUUCAAAUAUAUGGAUAAUGUAGUGAUCAAUAGACAGAAGAACUUCAAACUAAAUAUUUGUUUCUUUUUAUUAAAACCAAGUUUAUUUAUAUCAAGAUAGCUUUCAUUUUUAACAUACAAGAGAAGCCAUUCUUUUCUUCACAAGAAUUGACAAUAUACCUUUGAUCUGGGAGAAAUUAAAACUAACAAAACUAUGCAAUCAGAAUUCAUAACUCCUCUUCAAAAUGACACAAAAGACAAGUUUGUAAAUAAUAAUAAUAAUAACAACAACAAUAAUAAUAAACACCUGAUUGUACUGCCGACAAACAAACGUCCUUCAUCUAAAAUGAAUUCUCAUUCUCAUAAACCGGUCAUUUUGAACAAUAAGCUUGAUCACAUAAAUCACUCAGAACAAAAUAAUGACAGUACAAAAGAUUUAUUAUCUCCAGGUGAUUUGGUUAAAGAUAGAUGGAGAGUUAUAUGUAAACUAGGAGGAGGCGGUUUUGGUGAAAUAUAUGAAGCAGUUGACACGAAAUUAAAACGUGUACAACAUUCAUCAUCUACAUCAUCAACAUCAUCAUAUUAUAAUGAAUCACAGUCAAAUUUGAAACGUUACCAUCCAGAAUAUUCACUGUGUUUAAAUUGUGCAACAAACAACACUCUAAACAUAGCGGUUAAUUCACCACCCAGUGGUCAAAAUGGUCCUAAUGUAAUAAAGUUGAAACACGAUAUUGGCUCAGAUAGUGGUAUCGGUGGUGUACAAGCCUUUUCAUCAGAUACACAAAUUCAGCAUGGUACUAGAAUCAAUUCAGCUGGUACAACUACAUCAGCUUCGUUAUCGUCUCGUCGUUUAAUACUUACAUGCAACGAAAAUAAUCCUGAUAAAAAUAACCAAGAAGAUGGUCUUAUCCAUUUAAAAUCAUCAGCAACUAAUAACUAUCCUUAUUUACAUAAGAUAAACUCACAGGAUUUCAGUGCGAGUAAUGCAUCAACUCCAAGGGAUUCAAGUCAAACUGGUAAUCCUGACAGAAAAAGUAUGUGUAUCAAUUGUAAGUGUGAAUUACCGCAGAGAUUUAUUGAAAAAUUUACAUUGAACAAUAAACAUGAAUCGAAUGGAAUAUCCACUGACUCCGGAAUUUCCAGUAUAAAUGAAGUUUACGACUAUCGUGUAGCUAUUAAAGCUGAAUCUAACCGUCAAGCUAGACAAGUACUAAGAAUGGAAGUGGCCGUGCUACGCCGUCUUCAAGGAAAAUCGAAUAUAUGUCGUCUGUUUGGUUGUGGAAAGAACGCGAAAUUCAAUUACAUGGUCAUGACUUUACAGGGUAAAAAUCUUUCUGAGAUACGCCGAACUUUACCUGGAGCGGUAUUUACACUUGGUACAGCCUUCCGCUUGAUUAAACAGUGUAUAACUGCUUUGAAAUCUCUACAUGAUGCUGGUUUCCUUCAUCGUGAUGUUAAGCCAUCGAAUUUCGCUAUUCAACGCGGCGAACCAAGGAAAGGUUCACUUCGUGUCGAAGUUACUUUACUGGAUUUUGGUCUUGCUAGACCAUAUACAGUUAAUGGUCCAGGUACUGAGGUACGUAAUGCACGACAAGUUGCAGGGUUUCGAGGUACAGUUCGAUACGCAUCCAUUAAUGCUCAUGCACAUCAAGAUUUAGCUAGAAGAGAUGAUUUAUGGUCACUUGUUUAUAUGUUUAUUGAAUUCGUUUGUGGCCAACUACCUUGGAGACGAAUACGAGAUAAAGAAUUAGUUGGACAAAUGAAAAUGGCUUUGAAUCAUAGAGAGUUGGCAAUCAAAUCUGGUUUACCAGUGGAUAUUGUUACUGUAUGGAUAACACAUUUAGAACAAUUAGAGUAUAAAAGUGUGCCAAAUUAUGAUAUGCUUAUCACUUGCCUAGAUGAAUGGUUAAUACAACAUAAAAUACAGGAAUCUGAUUUCUAUGACUGGGAAACUCCAAAGACUAACUCACUUACCGAUGAUACAAAAAUCCAACAACCUGGUACGAUUACACUUUAUAAAGCUGAUCACAAAGCAAUUUUUUCGGAAAAAUUUAGCCAAAAAGAAGUUAGAAUGCAACAAAUAAAUAGUCAGGUGAAUGUAGAGGACAUUGUUGGAAAACAGCACAGUGGGAGAGAAGAGAACAAAGUGAAAGAGGACGAAGAUGAUGAAGAACAGAUUAAUAAAAUGAAUGAAACAUUAAAACCAAACACGCUUUUACAAGUGGUGCGCGAUAACCAAAUACUGAAAACGAAGUCUUCAAUGAAUUUAAACAAUAGACAUUCAGCUAGCCAUUGCAAUUUAAUGACAAAUAGUCGUUCAACGGCUGCAGAAAUAAGUAAAAAGGUUUAUGAUGGUAAAUUAAUGAAACGAAAGAAUAUAUUGAAAAACCAUGGUAGUCUAGGUGCUGACUUAUCAAGUCAUGAUGGAGACAUGGAGAAUGCUAUUAUUAUUGGAGGUGAAUGCUCACAGAAUAGGCAUAAUAAAUUAUCAACAGUCCAUAAUAGUGCAGACUGUAUUUUAAUCGACGAUGAGCAUGAAGAUGAUGUGAAAGUAUUUGCAGAGAUGGAUCUAGGUGUUGAUACAAACGAUAAACAUUCACUAAGAAUAUAUGAAAAUGAAAUAAAUAACUUGAAUAGUACUAAGAAUUCAUUUGAUAAUUUUCAAAAGAAUGCGACCACAACUGAAGAGAAAAAAGGUGAAAUUUUACUAACGAAAUCUCAGUUACCCAUCACGUCUAAUUCAUCAUUGGUAAACGUAACCAAUAAUAUUGAUAGUUAUAAAGAUGUCGUUGAUAUUAAAACUGAAAAACCGGUGAAAGAAUACUCAAAAUCAAUUUAUGCAAAACCAAUACACAAUAAUUCCACUGGACAGGAUCUUGUCUCAGGCAAAGAAGCUGUUCAAUUUAUCGAAGACCGAUGCAUUUCAGGAACGAAUCUUAGUACUAAAGAACUAAAUCAAAAUAUUCAAGACGAUAAAUUGGAUGCAGCUGGACAAAGUUUGUUUGUUCCGACCUUCAGCGGAAUGAGCUCAUCUUCUGUACCACAAACUAGUGAUUGUACAACAAAUCCUAGAGCGAAAAUACAUGCUAUAAUUAAGAAUUUACUUGCUGGUCGUCAAAGCAAAGGCAAUGAUUCACCUAAAUUAAGCGAAACAACUCAAAGAUUACCUAAUUGGUCCGGACUUGUAAAAACACCAAAAGAAUCCAACAAAUUUAGUGACACAAAUUCCUCGAACUUAGAUUUGCGAGUUGGCAGUGAUUUUGAUAAAUCUACCUGUCGAUCUAACAAAGCUUCUGUAUUUGAUCAAACUUCACCAUACUAUAUUCAUUUUUCAUUAGGUCAUGUCAAUGCACACGACAAUGAACAAUAUCAUAGAUUUCUGACCGUACCCCGUAAGGAUCACAUUAGUUUGAGCACAUUACGUCUUAAUCGAACUGGGGAGUCAGUUACAUUCAACAGGUCAAAUCCAACUUUUGAAGCUAACUUCAUACAAGAAAGCAAACACAGUAUAACAACUAGUUCAGAUCAAAUAUUAAUUGAUAAUAUGGAGAAUACCUGUAUAACACAUAAUCUAAAUUCUCAGUCGGAGAACCAUUACCCAGUUCCACGAAGAAAACGUACACUUUAUCUAAAUAAGUAUCAUUCAGAACAGUUAAUUCAACCAUCGCAAAAUAUUUCCUUAAAGUCACUAAAUAUUCCACAGAAUAACCAUGAAAAUUUGAUUAUGUUAACUAAAUCAUCAUACCAAAACAACCUCCCUUUUGAAUUCACCGCCGAAAACUAUCGACAAAAGUUAAUUGAUAACAAACAAAAACACUCGCUGCAGAAAAGUAUGAAUUCAACAAAAUUAGUUGGACAAACCAUACGUCCUACUUUAGAAACAAGCAAAAAUAUGCACCAAAAUCGUAGGAAUACUAAUAAUAUUAAUACUAACGGUAGUACUGAUAAUCUUAGAGACAGUGAAAGCCUAGAGAGAAUUAAACAGCUUGGUUUGUUAGCUAAGACGUUGGAUGUAAAACUGAAGGUUAAUAAUACUGACACUGCUUCAGCUAAUGCAAGCUACGAAAAGUCUGUGAAUCAACAGACAUUUUUAAGAUCAAGUAUCAAUGGCUCAAAAAUAAAUCAACCUUCAAAAGGUCAGUCAAAGUGUCUGGCUAGAAAGUGUUCAGAAAUUUCAUAUGAUCCAGAAAUUAGCAAAUCUCCGGUACAGUAUGAUAAUAGACCUAAAAGGCUUAUUGGAAAAGAUUCAACAAUGAAUACAAUCGGUUCACAAUCGGUUCAACAAAAUUGUCAACAAGCAAGUUUAAAAUCCUCAAAUCUUCAUUCUACAGAAAAAUUAAUCAUUCGAAGAAAUGAUGAUAUCAGAGAGAAACAAAAUAUUCAAUCUGUUAAUUACAGUUAUUCACCACUAAAAAUAGCAACUAGCUUAUUACCAUCAGUGUCAUCAACGAAUUUAACUGAUGAAAGUUUUAUUCAACCAAAUACUAUUUGUUGCAAAUCAAUUUAUUGUCGACAAUCAAUAGAAAAAUCACAUCGUCGUCGUUUGAAUUCAAUUCAUAUCAUACCUUCAGAAUUACAUCAUAGCCAGCAAAAAAAUGAACAAUUUACUGUUUCUACCUUUGAUAAUGGUAAUAAUAAUAAUAAUAACGGUGGUUCUUCAUGUGUUUCUAAAAUUAAUUUACGAACAUUAAGAUCUCAAUCAGCAGACAGAGUAAUAAAACCACGGACAAGUUGUAAAAAUACAGUGCUUCAACCAUGUUAUCCGCUUCAGUCAGCUUUACCCAAUAAUUCAUUAUCUUGUUCAAAAUCAAAACGAACCUUGGGCAUCACAAUAAGUGAUUCUCAGAAAGCAUGCAAAAUUAAUUCACUUACACCAGUAAGAAGGCUUUAAAUGAAUAUAUUAAGCUUUCCUCAUUGUUUUCUAUCUUGAUGUAACUAUAUAUAUAUAUGUAUAUAUAUAAAAACAUGUAUAACAAGUCUUCCAUCCAUGAUAUCUCAAUUAAUCGAGUUGAUACAUAUCACUGUGACUUUUUUUCAAUUCAAUUAUAUAUUUUUUAUUCACAGAACUAACGGGAACUUCAGGUUAUUCAUAUACAUAUCUCUUGACUUUUCUUGUUUCUGUACAUUGAAGAGAGAUUUAUUCAGUAUUUAUUUGCUUAUAAUUCAUAACUGUUUAUUGACUUUCAUAUGGAAAUUACUGAUGCUUAUUGAUUUAUAUAUUUAUUUUGAGUGGAGGGGGGGAAUAUGGUACACAUCAUUUAUGUUUAUGAAAAGAAAAGAAUAUAAGAUUGAGAAUAAUAUGUAUUGAUAUUUGAAUGAUGUAUUAGUCUUAUUUGUUGUUUUCUUUAAACCUUUUCUAUAUCUAUUUCAAUGCUUCACUUCACUUUUAUACAGUUAGAUCAUCUCAUUUUUCCGUGUGCUUAUUAUAAGCAUAUAUAGAAACAUUUAAUUUCGUUGUAAAUUAUUACAGAAAAUUAAAUAGCACAAUUGUAAAGAAAAAUACAUCUUUUUUUCAAAUGUUUUACCACAGACAUAUCAUUAUCGGUUACUAUGGCAACCGUAUCUCCAUGUGCACGUUGAAGGUAAAUAAUACUUUACAAAAAAAUGUCAACAAAUACGAAAUUUAGAUAGAUGAAAACAAUUUAUUAAUAUACACAUAUAUAUAUUUAGAUUUUUUCUCUUUAUCAACUCUAAAAUUUCUUUCCAUAGGAUACAAUGAAAUAGAACUAUAUUGAAUAGUUUCGAUAACCUAUCUAUGGGGUCAUUUGUGUUUGUUAGAUAUAUCAUGAUCAUCAUCAUCAUUGCUGUUCUUUGAAUAAUUAAAAUCAAAUGGUUUAUUUAAUUGUAAAGAAUUAACGAAUUAUUCAUUUAUUUGUUUCAGAC